Messenger RNA from Parastagonospora nodorum SN15, 1041 nucleotides. RefSeq lists its product as hypothetical. The coding region runs from base 1 to 984 and encodes 327 amino acids. The transcript has a single exon. The record is from RefSeq and is a predicted model, not a curated record. NCBI's taxonomy places the organism in Eukaryota, Fungi, Ascomycota, Dothideomycetes, Pleosporales, Phaeosphaeriaceae.
AUGGCCGCAUACCCCUCAGAAAAAGAGCCGAUGCGCAAAAUCAAUACCUCCAAGUUCUACUUCGAGUACAAGGGCCACCCCAUAGAGGAUCUUGAGCGCUUCAAAGAGAUCACACUCGCGGAACGACCGGAUAAGCCUAUUGUCUACCUAGCUGGCGACUCUUCACUCGACAACAAGUUCUGGCUGCACAAGACCGUCGAAGAAAUUGGCGUCGAUGUCCCUAAAAUCUACGAGAAGACGCUCGAGAAACCGCUGCCAAAGCCGGAUGUCUCGUUCUGGCUAAACCAUGUGCUGGGCGAGCGUGCAACGUGCAUCAACACUGCAGUAGAGGAGUCAAUGCUGCGCGAGCGCGAUGAGAAGUUGUUAACUCACGAUGAAUUCAUUCGCGACAACAUCCGUGCCGAGGACGUCCUGAUCGUGAGCAUUGGCGCAAACGACAUCGCUUUAAAACCACUGCCUUGCACAAUGCGCCACAUGCUCCAACUCGCCUGGCUCACACCCCGCAAAUCCCUCGAGAACCAUACCGCAAGUUCGCUACAGUACUUCAAGAACCUCUUCGGUACCAAGAUUCAGGACUACGUCACUCGCGUUACUGCCAAAACCAAGCCGCGCGCCGUCAUCGUGUGCAUGAUCUAUUUCCCACUGGAAGCGCAAUUCAACCAAAAGAGCUGGGCAGAGUGGCAACUUAAGGCGUUAGGGUAUAAUUGGUUUCCCGGACAGCUGCAGACGGCGAUUAGGGCGAUGUAUGAGAUUGCGACGAAGGAGAUCAGGGUGGAGGGUACGGAGAUUGUGCCGUGCGCGCUGCAUGAGGUGCUAGACGGGAAGUGUGCGGACGAUUACGAGGCAAGGGUAGAGCCUAAUCAUGAGGGGGGACGGAAGAUGGCCGUGAGGUUCGAAGAGUUGUUGGAGGGGAGACUGGACACGACCAACGAAUCUGUGGCGGGAAGUGACACGGUGGAUAAGACACUGGACCUGAUUGUUUGAGAUGUAGCUCUUCAUUUAAACACUGAAACUAAAUCCUGAACACACACAUAAACACAG